AAAUUUGACUUACAAUUCCACAACUAUAUAAAUGCACAUUUUGGAUAGUUAAGAAGCAAAAGUACUGUACAGUACAAUAUCCUAGCUAGAGUUUUUAAGCAAGAAUUUGUGUGAGAAAAAAUACUUUUUAUAAAGUUUGAACAAAAAAUGAAGGGAGGUGGUUCAAUUGAAAUUGGUGAAGUGUCUAAAGAUGCAUACAGAAAAAAAGGGGUGAAAAGAGGAUUAUCUAUAAUGGAUUUUAUUUUGAGAAUUAUUGGAGGUGUUGCAACACUAGCUAGUGCAGUGUCUAUGGCUACAACUGAUGAGAGGCUUCCAUUUGCUACAGCUUUUAUACAAUUCAGGGCUGAAUAUGAUGACCUUCCAUCAUUUGUGUUUUUUGUGAUGGCCAACUCUGUUGUUUGUGGCUAUCUUGUGCUUUCAUUAAUCCUAUCAAUUUUCCAUAUAGUCAGGAGCACUGCAGUAAAAAGUAGAAUUUUUCUCAUUGUUCUUGACAUGGCAAUGAUGAGUCUACUAACAGCCGCAGCUUCAGCAGCAGCAGCAAUUGUGUACAUAGCACAUUAUGGAAACUCACAAGCCAAUUGGUUUCCAAUUUGUCAACAAUACAACAGUUUCUGUGAACGCAUUUCUGGUUCCCUUAUUGGCUCCUAUAUUGCAGUUGCUCUCUUCCUAAUAAUAAUUCUUCUAUCACAUGUAGCAAUCUUUCGAAGCUAAUUCAAUUGCUCAUCACUUUUCACUUCAUGUAUUCAAUUGUGGCUUUGGAAUUAUUUUACUUUCUUCAAAUAUUAAAAUUCACCUAUAGUGUGUGCAUUUGUAUCAAAGUGUGUUUCUCACUUUCUAUACCUUGUAUUGGAUACUACAUACUACAUUAAUGUAUAUGCAAUUUCAAGUUUUCUUCUAAUCA
This is a messenger RNA of Cicer arietinum (chickpea), 901 nucleotides long. Its product is annotated as casparian strip membrane protein 1. Lineage: Eukaryota; Viridiplantae; Streptophyta; Magnoliopsida; Fabales; Fabaceae. The record is from RefSeq and is a predicted model, not a curated record.